Orussus abietinus is the source of this 2480-nucleotide messenger RNA. RefSeq names its product anaphase-promoting complex subunit 2 (gene morula). Gene Ontology annotation, cellular component: anaphase-promoting complex. The transcript is spliced from 8 exons. The record is from RefSeq and is a predicted model, not a curated record. Gene Ontology annotation, biological process: ubiquitin-dependent protein catabolic process. Gene Ontology annotation, molecular function: ubiquitin protein ligase binding. The coding region runs from base 93 to 2390 and encodes 765 amino acids. NCBI's taxonomy places the organism in Eukaryota, Metazoa, Arthropoda, Insecta, Hymenoptera, Orussidae.
GAUAGUAGUCUCUUCAAGUCUCUUUGAUGUUUGAAUUCAUGGAUUAUACUGUUUUCCUCAUUCGGGCCGGUGAACACAUUUGAUUUAGAAAAAUGACUGAUCUAUUGUCACGAAUUCAGUUUGCCUUUCCCAUUAUCAACAACAAGGUUCGGUGUAGCAAUAGCGAUGACGAAUUUACGAAAAUAUUGGAGGAAAUAAAGAAUCUGAAAAUAAAUGCAUCUGUAGAAGAAAUGGUCAUCUAUAGUAUCGAACAGUACAUUAAUCAAGUCGUUGCACCAAUAUUUUGGCAGCAGUUUGUGCAAAAUACACCUGAGCGCAGCUUUGAACAUUUUAGAAAAGCCGUUGAUGGCUUAUACAGCAGUUUGACUGAAUUUUUGCCACUGAUGAGGCGUUUGGAAGUACUGAUGCAAAGUCGCGAACCCUCUAUUACUUCCAGCGACGUGCUUUCGAAGUUCAAACUUCUUGUUAGGUCAGCAUUGCUGAGUCAGCUGCCAUUGAAUCAUGAAGUUAUAGUCGAAUAUUUUUAUAAAAUCGCUUUCAAUGUAUUUUGUAACUCUGACAACAUAACUCAUGAUACUUCUCAAACGGAUGGUUCUCAAUGUGGAGGCUGCAACUACAAAACAGAAAAUUGUCAGUGCCAAAUUAUAGUAUACAUGUUUCACGAAACGAAUAGAAAGUUAAUUGAACUGGAAUUACUAGAACGAUUAGUUGGCAACGUAUUGACAAAUUUAAUACAUCUUCGUAUCAAAGACCACGUGAAGAAAUUAUGCAGCAAAUCAUUCGAUCAGUCGCAACUACUUCCACUGGAACAUUGGCUCGAAACCGUCGUUUUAAGUUGGCUGACGAGAAUUUAUUCCGGAGGAUCAUCUAAAUCAAUGACAUUAUGCAGUGCAGUUCGGGCAGCGAUAAAUAGAUUCAAGCAAAAAUUGUCGCAUUACCUAUACGAAGUGUAUACAAGGAUUAGAAUCGAACAGUUAUUCAAUAUUAUUAUCGAAUACCCUGACUCACAACCAGCGGUCGAUGAUCUUCGCAUAUGCCUCGAGAGAACGGAUCUUCGGAAGCUGCUAAUAGAAACACUUCAAGAGGCUCUUAAAACAAGACUUCUACAUCCAGGAGUAAAUACCCCGGAUAUAUUAACAGCGUAUAUUGCGGCUAUUAAAGCGUUGAGACAACUAGAUCCAACUGGUGUAUUACUAGAGACGAUCACGGAACCAGUAAAGAUAUACUUGAGGAGUAGGGAAGAUACCGUUAGAUGUGUAGUAAGCGGAUUGUUGGACGACUCACCGAGUGACUUGGCCGACGAGCUAGUUAAAGGAGAAUCUUUACAACUGGAUGACACAUCAUUCGAUGAAGAUGAUGAAUCGUGGCAAAAAUGGGCCCCGGACCCAGUUGAUGCUGAUCCAUGUAAAUCAAGCCAACGACGAAUGUCGGAUAUAAUUUCAAUGUUGGUAAAUGUCUACGGGAGCCAAGAUUUAUUUGUGAACGAAUAUCGGACAUUGUUAGCGGAUAGACUAUUGUCACAACUGAAUUAUCACACGGAACGUGAAAUUAGGCAUCUAGAACUUUUAAAGAGACGUUUUGGUGAAAAUCAACUUCAUUAUUGCGAAGUAAUGUUGAAAGAUGUUUAUGACUCCAAGAGGAUAGAUGGAAAUAUCCAAUCAGAUACAACUUACAGUUUGGAGAAACAAUAUUUUUCUACGUCUGCUCUGAUAUUAUCGGCGCAAUUUUGGCCACCAUUUAAAGAAGAUUGGAAACUGGAAUUACCAGAGUAUGUUCAGAAUCAAUUGAAGAAAUACGUGAAAGCAUUUGAAGCAUUAAAAGGAAACAGAACACUGUGUUGGAAAACACAUUUGGGAAAUGUCAAUUUGAUCAUCGAGUUAAAAGAUAGAAAAAUUGACAUUAAUGUGACACCUAUUCAUGCAACCAUCAUCCUUCACUUUCAAGAUAAACCCAAGUGGACCCUGAGUGAAUUAGCUGACGUUAUGCAUGCUCCAGCUACUGUAUUGCGCCGCAAAAUUACGUUUUGGCUAUCGCAAGGACUGUUAAAGGAAGUUUCUCCUGAUACAUUUACUCUACAAGAAGAAAGUAAUUCAAAGCAUCAGUUAUUAACGGAAAUUGUAGAAGAUGAAGAAGUGGAAAGUGCCAUGACAUCUGCAAGUGAUCAGAGAGAAGAAGAGUUACAAGUCUUCUGGUCUUAUAUAGUUGGGAUGCUAACGAACCUGGAUUCAAUGCCUUUGGAAAGGAUCCACCAAAUGUUGAAAAUGUUUGCGUCCCAAGGUCCCGGCACUGUUGAAUGUGGUUUACCCGAAUUAAGGCAAUUUUUGGAUAGGAAAGUUAGAGAACACGAACUUUUGUUUUCAGGUGGUUUAUACAAAUUGCCUAAAUCAUAACCGAACCGUGUAUUAUUUUCAUAACGUGGUUACGUCAUUUUUUCGGAAUCAUUUUAUUCCGCAGGAAAUAAAAUUAUUCGGUUAACCAUA